Molecule: messenger RNA, 1905 nt
Organism: Besnoitia besnoiti
Lineage: Eukaryota; Apicomplexa; Conoidasida; Eucoccidiorida; Sarcocystidae
Exons: 8
Coding region: 1-1905 (634 amino acids)
Source: RefSeq, a predicted model, not a curated record
AUGCGGAGAAAAAGCGACAGGAUCUCGAGCGAGGCGGUCGACGGCCAUCCGCUCUGCGUCUCCUCGCGCUUCUGUCCCUUCUACAAGCCUCCGUCAGCCCUCCGGCCGUCUUCGCCUCGCGUCUCGUCGCCCUCAGCCGCCGCACUCGGCGGCGCGGGAGCGAGCAGCUUCGCGACCUACGUCUACUCCUCAGAAGCCUCAUCGGCGUCCGCUGCAAAUGCGAAAGUGCGAGUGAGCGCCGCAGAUGGUGUUACAGAGUCUGAGGGCCGAGUCGAGCAGAAUGGAGAGACAGUCUUCGAUGAAGACGGGAAGCUGCGGGGCUGCCUCUGUCGGCACUUGGAGAGCGACCCGAGAAUCAAGUUCAAGACGAUUGAGACGAUUGCGCGCGAGCGCGGUAAUAUUCACGCAAAGUCCUACGUUUUCGUUGAGGAAUACUCGCCAACAGAGGCGCCCGCGCUGCCCCCCUCGCGGCCCCCCGCAGCGAGCACGCGCCCAGGCAUUUCGCGGAGCGGCAAGAAGGCGAAGGAGCUCCGAGACGCCUUGCGGAACUUACCUGGAAACAAGCACUUUAUCUGCGGACGAGAUCCUCUGAGGAAACAGGGCAACGACAACAUAAACAAAUGGAUGGACAAGCACGUGGCUGUGCCGAUGCGGGCCUGCGAUCGCGUGGCGGGCACGCCGAAGCGAACAGUUCGCGAGGAGCUCCUUCUUGCGCUCGAGGAGGGAGUCGUCCACGACUUGAUUUCGCCCGCGGAGAUCCUGGACUCCGCCCACCACGUCAAGCGCGUCGCCAACUGGAGAAAUACGCAGGAAGACCGCGCAGGCGUCCUGGGAUGCAUGUGGACAGGCCCAUAUGUCGGGUUGGGAGAGACGCUGGUGGCGGGCAUCUACGUGGGCGAAGUGCGCCACGGCGAGGCACCGUGGUCAGACUCCGAGGAGGACGACUUGAGGACUGCGCCCGACUACUCGUUCGACUGCGGCUGGCGAGACACCUCGAUGAAGUUCCUCGCCAUGGAAGAGAGUCGCAAGCGUGUUCGCUUCCACGAGCGAGCCGUCGCACACCUGCGCCAGCAGAAAAAGAAAAAGAAAGGCCCCAAGCACUUCUCCAAGCCCAUGUACAAAGACGAAGACAGCGCUGGAGAGUGUCGGGCGGUGCUCCUGAGUCCAUAUGGGAACAGACUUUGGAAGAAGCCGUUUAUGGUGAUUUCUCUGCGACGUCCGUGUCGAAUUUCGUGUUUCUGUUAUGCCAGCGCCGAGUCACAUACGAACGCCGCGCACGUUGUCCCGCAUGAUGCAGAAAUUGGCGUUCAGCCUGAUGGUACAGUCGUGCUUCCCGACGACCAGUACCUCUGUCUGGACUCGAGUCGCUACUUCAAUCUCAUGUCGCUCGUCAACGACAGCCGGGACGUGCCUGGGCAACGGAGACUCAAGGCGAACCUUUGGAUAUACGAGCUGCAUUUCGAAGGGUUCCCUUUCUUCGUCUUCAUGAAGCGCAUGGAGAGCGACUUGAGACACAUGGAAGAGUGUCUCGUGAACUGCGGCGCGCAGUACCGCUUUAACCACUUACAGCCGCUCUGCGAAGAGGCGCUGUCGCAUGCAGUGGCUCGAAAACCGGAGAAGGAUUCUCUUUCGCCUCCGCUGACUUGCUUUCCUCGCUGCUGCGACCGCUUUCUUGUCCCCCUUCGCGUGACCGCGCUACCCAGGAAGAUCACGCUCGCGGCGUACUCAGGCUGCCGUGGUGGCGAUUUGAACAUCGCGAUGAUUUUUUUGACUGCAUGCACCAAGACAAACGCACUCUGCAGGCCACAAAAAGCGAAGUCUUAUGUCGUUUCCGUUGCCGCUCUACAGACGAUCAAAAAGAAUCCCGAAAAAAUCUGGGAGUCCGACAGCGACUUGGGUGCCUAA